AUGUCUUCCUCAUUAUCAACAUUUAUUCAAGUGCCUCCAAAUUCUGAUUUUACAAUUUACAAUUUGCCUUAUGGAGUUUUCUCUACCUCUGAAAAUCAAAAGAAAAGAAUUGGUGUGGCUAUUGGAGAUGAAAUUUUGGAUUUGUCUGCGAUUUUGCAUUUAUUUGAUGGUCCUUUGCUGUCUAAAAAUUUGAAUGUUUUUAAAGAGGUGUUUAAUUUUAUUUUCCGGAAGGUUGUGUAUUCCGGGAAUAAUUUUUAUAUUUUCCGGAAGAGAAUAAUUAUUUGUAUUUUCCGGAAAUAUAGUUUCCGGAAGGUUUUGUAUUUUUUUUAA
This is a messenger RNA of Meloidogyne enterolobii, 330 nucleotides long. NCBI's taxonomy places the organism in Eukaryota, Metazoa, Nematoda, Chromadorea, Rhabditida, Meloidogynidae. The record is from the annotation of a GenBank genome assembly.